Messenger RNA from Siniperca chuatsi (mandarin fish), 5881 nucleotides. RefSeq names its product LAS1 like ribosome biogenesis factor (gene las1l). Gene Ontology annotation, molecular function: endonuclease activity. The coding region runs from base 1058 to 2785 and encodes 575 amino acids. Gene Ontology annotation, cellular component: Las1 complex; preribosome, large subunit precursor. Gene Ontology annotation, biological process: maturation of LSU-rRNA; maturation of 5.8S rRNA. Lineage: Eukaryota; Metazoa; Chordata; Actinopteri; Centrarchiformes; Sinipercidae. The transcript has 4 exons. The record is from RefSeq and is a predicted model, not a curated record.
CACCCAGUUUGUAGGGUAAAAUCAGACCGAUCCAGGUUCAAGAGACUCCCUCACCUGGCACUGCUCACAUAAACCAGUAGUUUGCUUUCCUAUUAUCUUAAACGUGCCAUUUAAAUUGGAAUGAGUCUUAUUCUGAUGAAAAUGACCUCUUCUUUUCCUGACCUACCUAUGUUUCCAAAUGUUGAACUGGCUUUAGUAUUUAAACCCUUGACCUCUGAUUUGCUUUAAUGGACUGCAGACUGAAACAGAAUCAGAGCACUUGAAAGCGUUUCCUGCAGGGCCAAGAGCACUGCCAGCAUCUCCACUGAGACUCCCAGCUGAUUUGGUGUACGCUUUAUUCCAACAACAUUUCUCAUCUGCAUAUCUUUCGCCACCCAAAGCUUGCUCUUUGUCCUCUGCCUCUGUGUCUUGUAGAUAAGUGAAGUGGUUGUGAAGAUUGUUCCAGUUACCGUCAGGACUUACUAUUCAUUCAAAAGUAAUACAGCGAGGCACUGAUGUCGCGUUCAUGUGGGUUCCUGCUCAUAUGGGCAUUCUGGGUAAUGAGAGAGUGGAGCCAAACAACAAGAAAACAUAGAAUGAAAUGUUCAAAAUCAGAGGGAAAAGGGCAUUGUAUGGGAGCAAAACAACGGAGAGUGGCAACAGCACGGGGACCCGGAGGUAAGGUGCGUCCAGGUAAAAACAGAGCGCGUAACACAAGAGAGGAUCAUGACUAAUAAUAGGACCCAGCAUCUGGACAGAUUAAACGGCAGGACGGACUCUGGUGCAAGUGGACCGGACACUGCAGGAGUUAACUAACUCCAGAAGAGGGCAGUCGUGCAGCACUAAGCCAGCUGCCGUUAAACCUCAAAGAAGAAGAAGAAGAAGAAGAAGUAAACGCGUCAUUUCCGGGAUGCGACACAGUCGGUGUCGCUACACACUUUGACGCUGCGACAUAAAGCUGUUUUUGUUAGGGAUUUGAGAGAGUGGCUGCCAGAAGACAGCGGUUCCUCGGCGCGUGGCGGCGUUAUGUGUAUACGGUGUUAACGUAAGUCCGCCGUUCGCCUCCUCCACCGUUAAAAUGAAGAAAAAGAGCGCAGAGAAAAAACGCCAUGUGGUAGCAUGGGUCAACAAAGCGGAGUGGGACCAGGUUCUGGAGUACCUGUACUCGAAGGAUUUCGCCUUGCAGAGGUAUGCACUGCACCGGAUAUCAGCGUGGAGGGGCAGGUAUGCCAGCAGCAGCCCCGUGGCCGUGGACUGCACAGCGGACCUGGUGAGGUGCCAGGUGCUGGACCGGUCAGGACAGCUGGACGGAGAUGAUCUGGUCCUGCUUUAUGGGUCGGCCCUGGUGAGGUUUGUCAAUUUGAUCACUGAGCGACAGCAGGGGAGGAUAGCCCGUCCACUGAGGCGGCUGGCUGGGAACCUGAACAUCCCAGAGUGGGUCGUAGACCUGAGGCACGACUUCACACACCGGAAGCUCCCCAGCUUGAAAUGGUGUCGAAAGGGGUGCAAGGUGGUUCUGGAGUGGCUCCAGCAGGAGUACUGGUCCAGGCAGUUGGGAGGAGGGCCUAAUGAGGACUGGGAGUCGCAGUCGGAUGUAGAGGACGAAGAGACUGACCUAAAACGGCAAGAGGACGAGCUCAUCGCGAGGCAAAAAGAAAUGGAGGCCUACAAGAAUGCACGGGAACUUCUGAUAUCAUUUGAGAAGGAGCAGUUUCAGGCUUUUGACGGGCUUCCUGAAGACAAAGGGCAGAGCUCGUGGCCAGCCCCCUUUGCAGACAUGAGCUGGUUACUAGGUGAGAUCAAGCAGUUUGCUUUGGAGUCAAGUGACUUGCUGAUCGACGUGUUGUUGGAAGAUGGAUUUCUAGUUCCUACUGUUGAACAGCUGGAAACAUUGGGCUGUGACACUUCGGACAACGCCAGUCCCGCUGACCCCAGACUCCCUCAAACCUUCCUGCGUUUUUGGCUGCCCCUCCUGAAGAUGCUCAACUCGCCCUCCUUUAUUCACCUCCUCCUGGAGAAGCUCUUUGCUGAACUGAAGCUGCUCGCCAAAGAGCAGAAUAAUCACAGGGCUUUCUACAUUCCUGCUUGGAUUUCAGAAGUUAUCCUCUGCAACAGCAACAAAUUUGAAUACCAUUUUGAAACAAAGGUACAGAAGAAGGCCAGAAUGAAGGACAGGAUUUUUGUGAACCGCAUCCAGCUGAGGUGGCAGCAGCUGCUGUCAGCAUGCCUGGAUGCUCCCUGUAUCAGCACGCCUCGCUUGCUCCAGUUAAUCCUGGACGACAUGGAGCAUCCUCUCCCCCUGGAAACCCGACAGCGGCUGCUCCAGCUCUGCUCCAUCUACACACAGACGGCACGCUCGGACCUCGAUGCUUCUCCGGCGCAGAAACAUCAGCCCAUAUACACGCUGGAGAGUUUGCACGAGAAGCUGCAGCAUUCGAGGCACCGCGGCCAUGCUUGGCGUUCCACGGGUGACCCGGAGAGGAGCGAGUCCUCCCAGGAGUACAAAUGGCCAGAUGUUCAGGCCGAAAAAGCAAAGUUGCUCAGAGGUUCUCCGUGGCAGGUGUGCACUGAUAAAGUUUUGUGGAAGAACUAUCCCCUUGGUAAAGUCCCCGGACAGUCGGAUGACCCCUCAUGCCUCAUGGUGGAAAACUACUCCACAAUGACUGUCUUUGACCAGCCGGUGGACUUGGAGAGCAACACAGCACACAGCGUCCCAGGAGUCUCGGCACCAGUGAGAACAGCUGAUGGCCUUCUUUGGAACCACAGCGACGUUAACAAGCUAAAGUCUGGACUGCAGCUUUUCUGAGUCGCGUCGUUGUAAUGCUGUGAAAUAUAGGCCUCUAGCUGCCGGCACAUUGUCGAACCUGCGCUCGCUGUUGUUUGGACGCUUGGAGAAAAAAAAGAAACAAAAUGUUCAAAAUGUGUACAUUUCAAUACUGAAAGAGUUAGUUGUGGGAUAAAACAAAUAUGAAAAGUAGCUUAUAAAAGGCAUUUCUCCGAGUCAUUUAUCGGGCCAGAAUGCCAAACAUUCACUGGUUUCAGCUUCUCAACUGUGAGGAUUUGCUGCUUUUCACUGUUUUUUAUAUCAUUUAGGAUUGCAACUAAUGAUUAUUUUUAUUACAAAUUAAUGCAGAUUAUUUUCUCGAUUUAAUAAAUGUCCCAUUAUAAUCUUGUUUUAUCCGACCAACAGUCCAAAUCCCACGUUUCUGACAUUUUAUAGAUAAAACAAUGAAUCGCUUAAUCCAAAAACCAUAAUCAGCAGAUCAAUUGUUUUUGAAAAUAACUGUUAGUUGCAGCCCUAAUGUAAAGCAUUCGUGUUGUAUGCUGUGUCUACAAUAUUUUCAGUGGGUGGGUAAGACAACAAGUGGAACCGGUGCAGACACAUCCUAUUAAACAUUACAUACUGUGCAUGGUAAGGGAAGAAUGUGAGAUACAAUUGGGAUAUGGUUAAUUCAUUAUGCUGGUGUAUUAAGAGUACAGUGAGUUGUUUUGUUUCUUUUUGUCUUAACAUCUGUCAUGCAAGUUAACUUGCACUGUUAAUACAGUUGUCGGUCCCUACGAAGGGUUUCGGAGAGUAGAUGCCUUUCAGUUGGAAACCCUGGCAAAUGGGAUAUUGUUGUACGCACAAGGUGGUUUUGUGUAACACACUUUCUUUUGUGCACUUCUGUUUAAUAAAACUUUUUCUACUGAAGGAGUAUGAUUGUGUUCUUUUGGAUUGUAAGAUUUCUGGAGCUGAAUUGCAGCAUACUGGUUUGGAAACGAUGUGGAGAAUGGCAGCAUGAGCAGGCAGUCUGCUGAGGAGGGCGCUCAGACUGAAGGCAGCACACAAGUGUCUACUUACCAAUUAUGUUUUGUUCUGUUACUCCGUGCUUUGCCAAUUUCAGCAUGAUUGUACAAUGGAGCCACAAUUAGAGAGUUCCUGUGAAUGGUAAAAGAACUUAACGCGCUAAAAAUCUGUUUAACGUCUCUGUUUAUAUCUCUUUAGAGGGAGACACAGCCAACAAAGCAGCAUUAGGAAGUUAAAUGACAAGAGUACAAAUACACAUAAAGCACAACAGGAGAGAUUCUUAGCAUAUUUACACACAAAAAAUAGAAACGCCUGUAUAAAAUGUAAAGCCAUGUAACAAAUAGUACUUUUAUGAAGCUUAUAAUUUGUCAUUUCUUUUGAGGCUGUGUCAGAGAGGUGUUGACUCACCUCUGACUCAGGUUGUGCGGUUCUUGUCCACUGAGCAAAGUUAAGGAGGGCUUUUAUUUUGAAUAACUUGUCCGGAAGUGUCUUCGCACCGCAGGUCGACGUUGGUUUCGUCUCGAGCGUAGACGCUCUUUAGUCGUUACACCGCGCCAUUGUUGUCCUUUUUCUUUUCAAGCUGUCAGCGGUCGGAAAGCGUUCAGUAACCAGCACAGUUUCAUCGAAGGACUCGCUUCCAUUUAUUGCAUUUGUUCCUCAAACAGGACGGUGAGGAAUCGCAAGAUAUAUUUUUUUUGGACAGCGUCCUUACGGGACCCACUGUCAAACCACAAUGAUCACCAGAAGAAGAGGCCGCACCACGAACAACACGGAGGUGCAGUCUUUAGAGGUUGAAGUGGCAGAUAGGGCGGAAACUGACGAAGAUCUCCCAAGUACUUCUGAGGGGUUCCCAGCUGACGAUAUUGACGCCGUUGGAAUAGAGCUAGAGGACCUGUUUGGAAUUGAAGACUUAAAAUGGACACUUGAAAGAGAUACUGCCUCCCCACUCUUCGAUAUUGAGUUGGCUGAUCUUGGUGUGUGCAGUGCCAAGGAUCGAGAUUCCGGGAUUGAAGCUUCAACGGCCUCGUCUCCAGAGAGACUGUCGUCCGACUUGAGGAUCAAGAACCGAGAAAACCAGUCGAGCAACAUGAGCAACAAAAAUGCCAUUGCUGCCAGAUUGAAUCGUCUCAAGAAGAAAGAAUAUGUCAACAGCUUGGAGAAGAAAGUUGGCAUCCUGUCAACAGAAAACAACAUGCUCAAACAGGAAAAUUCUCAGCUGACCAAGAGAGUGGACGAGUUGGAAGAUGAGACCAGGGCCCCGACUCAAACGACCACGACUACGCCUUACCCAGGAAGCGUGUGAAAGUGGAGGAGAAAGAGACAUCUGGUGGCGUGUGUCUGCAUGUGGACAAGAACCACGUCUCAGUGGAGUUCUGCACUAAGUGUGCAGAGAGUGCAAGCACAUCGUUCAAAAUGUAGGGUCAAGUACUUAUCUCUGUUUUCAGAUAUUGAGACUGAACUUGAUAUGCCUCAGUGUACUGAACUGGAUGAACACUGUUGAAUUACUUAAGAUUACCUAAGAACUGCUGAAUGUGCAUGUGUUUUUGUGUGAUGAUGGAUUGAGUACACGUUACUGCUAAACCUUGUUCACAGUUUCUUCUAGGUAAUGGUUGAUCCACCAUGCGGGAUGAGUGGCUUUCUGAACACCUUUACCUGCUUGACUCCAUGUGGAUUCUGCUGGUGGAAGGUGAAGAGGCUGGACAAGCAGCUGCCAACGCGGCCUGGUAUUUUUUUAAAGGUAGUAUCGGUAACAAAUGGUAUACAGUAAUUAUAUUUUACCAAUACUCCACCACAACAUCUGUAGCUGUAGAUCUUGUCAGCGUAGCUCAUCCAGCAUUUUUUGGGGGCUGACUACAGCUGCCCCAGUACUUGGAGCAAUGCUACCAGAGGCUUAAUAGUCUCAUAAUUAUGUCUUGUAUAUAUUGACAUACUGGAAUGUGUAAAUUAAAUACAUCCAAAAUGAUCUGCUAUAAGUGGUGAAAUUGCCAGUUUUGAUCAAGUGUAACAGAAUGUAAAUGUGUAUAUAACUUUGAAUACGUAUUGUUUUGAAGUAAAUGACCUCUGAGAAAUCUUGGACAAAUAAAUCAUAUUUUCGUUAUGUUUGAGUUACAAAUA